Molecule: messenger RNA, 2086 nt
Organism: Saccostrea cuccullata (small rock oyster)
Lineage: Eukaryota; Metazoa; Mollusca; Bivalvia; Ostreida; Ostreidae
Product: plasminogen-like
Exons: 15
Biological process (GO): negative regulation of phosphatidylinositol 3-kinase/protein kinase B signal transduction
Cellular component (GO): membrane
Molecular function (GO): signaling receptor binding; endopeptidase activity; phosphatidylinositol 3-kinase catalytic subunit binding
Source: RefSeq, a predicted model, not a curated record
AUGACAAUAGAUGACCUCCACAUGGCCUAUGAAAACAGUACGAUGCGUUGUGACUACACUAAGAAUAUAAAGAGACUUUAUCAAGGAUCAGUCGAUUCACCAACGUUAAUGAUCGUUACCAUGGAUACCAAAUUUGCGGGCAGCAGGGUCACACACAAGGGAUUCAAACUUCAUUUUGAAAAAGAAAAAGAAGUUUGUAGGGACAAUCUGUGUCAGUACGGCGUGUGUGUUCCCUCCCAGACCAGGGCUUGUCAGUACAAGUGUGUGUGUCAGCCCGGGUACACAGGGGACAACUGUGACCAAGUUAUAGAUGAUGCUCAACUUAAAUGUACUUUUGAGAGGUUUGAGAAGUGUUUCUUCAGUAAUAUCCAGGAGGGUGAUGACUUUGAAUGGGGUAUUGGUUUUAAACAUAGUUUGUCCACGAGCACGGGGCCGGAGGAGGCCUACAGGGGGCAUAGAUUUUUAUUUGCUGAAAUGUCUUUACCCAGGAAACCCGGGGAUAAGGCCAUUUACAAAACAAAAAUAUCCUUACCAGAGAAGAGCGGUUGUCUUUCUUUUGCGUACAACAUGUUUGGAAGAAACGUCUACAAGCUGUCGCUAUUUUCCGAGGGAACAAACGCAGCUAAGACCUCACUGUGGACCAAAGAAGGAAACCAAGGAUCUGAUUGGCUGACGGCGAAAGUUAAUGUUCCGGCAACAGCAGGACUAAAACUGUCAUUUGAGGCCAUUACAGGAGAUGCGUGGGAUAGUGACGUAGCGCUAGAUGAGAUCACGUGGGAGGUGGGCCAGUGUGACAUGAACACUAAAAAAGAAUGUAUUGAACCGGGAAAGGAGUAUGAGGGUACACGUGCCUACACAAAAGGCGGGAUCACGUGUCAAGCCUGGGCUGCUAACGAACCACACUCAAUAACGUCAAAGUACGCUUACCUGGCUGACCAGUCUAACUUCUGUCGGAUCGCUGACGAGCCUGAACCCUGGUGCUACACGACCUCUGAAUCAACGAGAUGGGACUGGUGUGAUGUCCCAUACUGCGCUUCAACUGAGUGUGCCUACACACCAAACCAAGCGGACUACAGCGGGACGGUCAGCCAUACUAAGACCGGCAUCCCCUGUCAGAGGUGGGACUCUCAGACUCCACACACCCACUCCUAUAACAACCUGGUGAAGGACGAGAACUACUGUAGGAACACGGACAACAGCGCAGGCGCCUGGUGCUACACACAGGAUCCCGACACUCGGUGGGAGCUGUGUGAUGUACAGCAAUGUGAGAAAAUUCAACGUGACUGUAUUAUGACAGGAAUUGGUUUAGAUUAUGCUGGAACUAUUUCUAAAUCGGCUUCUGGGAAAACUUGUCUAAACUGGCCAGAUGAUUCAAUGAAAGAAAACGUCAAUUACUGCAGGAACCCUGAUAUGUCAUCUAAGCCAUGGUGUUACGUUCAGGGAGAAAGUGGUCCAACAAAGGAAGACUGUGCAAUAAAAUCCUGUGCGGAUUCUCCCUGUUUUCCUAAUCCGUGUAAAAACAGAGGUAGUUGUGAGGUGGAUGGAACGUCCUAUAAAUGCACAUGUCUGGAGGGAUUUAAAGGAAAUAAUUGUGAAACAGAGGAUCAAGUGGAGGAGGCCGAUUGUAAAAGAACAACCACGGGUUGGGAAUAUCGGGGGAAGAUCAACGUCACAAAAUCGGGGAGGACAUGCCAGGCAUGGGCGUCAGACACUCCCCAUUCACAUUCUGUGGGAAAGGACUUACCCGAGAAUUAUUGUAGGAAUCCUGACAGCGAACCAGCCCCAUGGUGCUACACCAUGGAUACUGAUAAACGUUAUGAGACCUGCAGUGUUCCAGAUUGUGUGACUCCAGCUCUAGAAUGCCUACCCAACUCGGAUCCCAAAGGAGAACGCUACUACGGAACACAUAACGUGGCGGAUACCGGAGACCUCUGUCAAGCUUGGAGUAGCCAGACCCCCAACACACAUAAAUAUACUUAUCUCAGCGACCAAUCCAACUACUGCAGGAACCCGGAUGGAGAGCCCGCCCCCUGGUGUUAUACCGUCAACCCUAAAGUUCGGUGGAGAACCUGUAAUAUUCCUCACU